Glycine soja is the source of this 1155-nucleotide messenger RNA. RefSeq lists its product as uncharacterized. The record is from RefSeq and is a predicted model, not a curated record. The transcript has a single exon. Bases 468 to 1013 code for a protein of 181 amino acids. NCBI's taxonomy places the organism in Eukaryota, Viridiplantae, Streptophyta, Magnoliopsida, Fabales, Fabaceae.
UAGGAGUAGCACACCACUGUGGCAGUGUCACGAGCCUAUCACUCCUUUAAGGGUAGUGGCUAUAUCCAUGAUUUGGUGUGCACGCCAAUCCGAGACACACACUAACUUACAAAGCUAAAAAUUCUAAGAAGGAAUCAGCAUAUGAAUAUUUAUCAUCAUCCACAGAUGGACCUUAGCAACAUAGUGGCAAAGUAGAAGCAGUCCUUUGUACGUAUGUGUUUGCUUGUCUCCUCAGCACCUUACACCAUUUCACAUCUUGCUGUGAUCUAACCUCUCAUCAUCACAACAAAUACAACUUUACCCUUCAUUGUGGUUUAUGCAGUCCCCCACAUCACCUACAAGUGUAUCAUUUCCCUCUUUCACAAAUCACAAUAGCCACUUUCUCUUAGUGAUAUAUAGCAAGGUCUAACUCUAACUAAUAACUCAACCCAAAGUUUCAAACCAACAACACCAACAAGGUUCAAAAUAUGGAGAUGAAGAGAGAGAUUAUUACCAAGGAGGAAGAGCACAAGGAGGAUAGCAUGCACACUAUAGUGUUCACAGCAGGUACAUUUCUUCUGAUGGUGUGUCUAAAGCACUUUCUAGUUGAGCAAUGGCGUGCUUGGGUUUUCCUCAUCCUCAAUGUCAUUUUGUUAGCCAUUUUAUUCAUGUCUAUGAGGCCAGCCAAGCUGGAGGAUCACAGUUCAGGAAGUGAAAUCAGUGUUGAAGAAGUGAAAAGUGACAAUAAUAAAUUAGAGAAAAAGAGGUCUCGAGAAACUGAGGAAGGAAAAGAUUGCUACACAAAACAAUGUUGUAGUAGUACUAGUAGUAGUACUUAUGUUCAUGUUGAGAAUGAAAAAGAAGAGGAUGAGGAAGAGGAAGAGGAGGAGGAAGAGCAGGUUCCAGUGCUGUCCAAGGAGGAAUUGAAUGAGAGGGUGGAGGCUUUCAUUGCCAUGUUUAGGCAGCAUUUGAUCUCUGAUGUCAAACAAGCUGAAAAUUUCAGUCUCCACAAGAUUGAAGUGUCUUGCUGUUGAGGCAUAUGUUCUAAAUCUAAAAACAGCUACAAAUUUUGUUUUAUUUUUUUAACUAUUUUUAUUUUUAUUUCUUCUAAAUGAUUAAGUAUGUACUUCACUUAUAUUGUUUGGAUUGAUCCAAUUUGCUGGCCUCUUGUUCACA